Messenger RNA from Astyanax mexicanus (Mexican tetra), 1395 nucleotides. RefSeq names its product chemokine (C-C motif) receptor 9b (gene ccr9b). The transcript is spliced from 3 exons. Gene Ontology annotation, molecular function: C-C chemokine receptor activity. Gene Ontology annotation, biological process: G protein-coupled receptor signaling pathway; immune response; inflammatory response. Gene Ontology annotation, cellular component: membrane. Lineage: Eukaryota; Metazoa; Chordata; Actinopteri; Characiformes; Acestrorhamphidae. The record is from RefSeq and is a predicted model, not a curated record. Bases 223 to 1311 code for a protein of 362 amino acids.
CUCCACUCCACAAAGAGGCACAAAGAUGCAGUCUGUCUGUGUGUGUGUGUGACAGAUUCAAUCGGGCUCAAGUUUUAAGUACUGUGUCUGGUCACACGUCACUUCUUGCGGUUAAGGCGACAUGCUGUAUAAUGGGGUGACGGCACGUAGGAGGGAUUAUUCAUAGCGACACUACCUGCCUUGUUCUGCUCUGGAUUUUCACCACUGCUUUCUGCAAUAACAAUGAACGGUGAAUAUGAUUAUGAAAGUGAGCCAACACAAGCCUGGACAUCACCACCAGACUAUUUGUCUAAUGAGACAGAAGACUAUGAGCCGGGUUUCUGUCAAAAGAGAUGGGUCAGGGACUUCCGUGGCUCCUACGAACCCCUCCUCUAUUGGUCCAUCUUCGUGGUAGGAGGUGUGGGCAACCUACUUGUCGUGUGGAUCUACACCACCGUCAAACACCGCCUCAAGACCAUGACCGACGUCUACUUGCUCAACCUGGCCAUCGCUGACCUCUGCUUCCUGGGUACCCUGCCUUUCUGGGCCACAGACGCCACCCAGGGCUGGGUGUUCGGCUCUGUCGUCUGCAAGGUAGUCUCUGCCGUCUACAAGAUUAACUUCUUUGCCAGCAUGCUCCUGCUCACCUGCAUUAGCGUGGACCGCUACAUCGCCAUCGUCCGCGUGACCCAGGCCCAGAACUUCAAGAGCAGGCGGAUGUUCUACAGUAAGCUGGCCUGUAUGGUCGUGUGGUUGCUCUCCUGCCUCUUUUCUCUGCCUGAGUUUCUGUUUGCUGAGGUUAGGCAAAGUUCAAGCGGUGAUUCUUGCAGCCUGGUCUAUACCGCCAACAACAAUAACCUCACCAAAGUCCUGGUCCUGUGCCUGCAGAUCUCUGUAGGCUUCUGUCUUCCUCUGCUGGUCAUGGUGGCCUGCUACUCGGUGAUCAUCCGCACUCUGAUGCAAGCUCGCAGCUUCGAGAAGCACAAAGCUCUUAGGGUCAUCUUUGCCGUGGUGGCGGCAUUCGUGAUCUCCCAGCUGCCGUACAACAGUCAUCUGGUCGUAGAAGCGGCGCAGGCUUACAACACAACCAUGACAGAUUGCAAGACCGUUAUAGCCUUUGACAUUGCGGGUCAGAUCGUGAAGAGUUUGGCCUAUACGCACUGCUGUCUGAACCCUAUCCUGUACGCUUUCAUCGGGGUGCGCUUCCGGAAGGAUCUGCUGCACCUCUGCCAGUGCUUGACCAGGAUGGGUGGCAUCAACAAGCUUCCAGCGGUUCCCAAGAGACCUUCUGUCAUGUCUGAUACGGACACCACCCCUGCACUGUCUUUGUAACCUUCUAGUGUUAACCAAUGACGUACUAAGCAGUUUCCAGUUCAUAUACUCUCUUCAGAGGCUGGACAGUCACCAAUAACCGUU